GUCUAAAGACAAGAUAGAUUAAAAAAAAAAAAACAUUCGUCGCCGUCGUCGGAGAAGAUUCGACUGAGUGGAAGGGGAGUCCGUACAUGGAACUAGGGCUAAUGGUUGAGAGAUAAAAGAGAGAGAGAGAGAGACAAAAUGAGUAGUAACGAAGAAGAGAAGGGAUUGAGGAUAGAGGAGAGUUUGCUGGUGGAUCCAAAGUUGUUGUUCAUCGGCUCCAAGAUUGGCGAAGGCGCUCACGGCAAAGUCUAUCAAGGAAGGUAUGGUUCCCUGAUAGUUGCUAUAAAAGUUCUAAACCGUGGGAGCAGUCCAGAGGACAAGUCAUCCCUCCAAAGCCGUUUCAUCCGCGAAGUCAAUAUGAUGUCCCGAGUCAAACACCACAAUCUUGUAAAGUUCAUCGGAGCCUGCAAAGAUCCUUUAAUGGUUAUUGUAACAGAGUUGCUCCCAGGGAUGUCUCUCCGUAAAUAUCUCACCAGCAUCCGACCUCACCUCCUUGAUCUCCCUCUCGCUUUGUCCUUUGCCCUUGACAUUGCUCGCGCCUUGGACUGCUUACACGCCAAUGGAAUCAUUCACCGUGACCUCAAACCUGACAACUUAUUGCUCACGGAGGAUCAAAAAUCCCUCAAGCUUGCUGAUUUUGGACUUGCUCGGGAAGAAACCGUCACUGAGAUGAUGACCGCUGAGACUGGCACUUACCGUUGGAUGGCUCCUGAGCUCUACAGUACAGUGACGCUGCGUCAAGGAGAGAAGAAGCAUUACAACAACAAGGUUGAUGUCUACAGCUUUGGAAUCGUCCUGUGGGAGCUUCUUACUAACCGGAUGCCUUUCGAGGGCAUGUCCAACCUCCAAGCCGCCUAUGCUGCAGCUUUCAAGCAGGAGAGGCCCGGAUUGCCAGAUGGUAUAUCUCCGAGUCUGGCCUUCAUAGUGCAAUCGUGUUGGGUGGAGGACCCAAACAUGAGGCCCAGCUUCAGUCAGAUUAUCCGAUUGCUCAACGAGUUCAUCCUCACGCUCUCUCCUCCUCCUCAGCCUCUGCCUCUGCCUGAGGGUGAGGCCAACAGAAUCAGAGCUAUCACUGAGUUCUCCAGCCGCGCAAAAGGCAAGUUUGCAUUCAUUCGCCAGCUUUUUGCUGCUAAGAGGAACAAAGACUCUUAGAAUAAGAAGAAGAAGAAAGAUGAUGUUAGGAAGGAGUCUGAAACUGCCACUGCUUUGGGGAUGACUAAAUAAAACAUUAGCAGGAGAUAAGUAGAGCGUUAGACUUAAGAGUAAGUUAGCCACCCUGUCUUUCUUCUCCUUCUUCUUUGCCAAGUUAUUAAGUAGUAGCCUCACAUGCCAAACUAAUUAAUUGGACUCACAUCUUCAAAUUGCUUUGUUUAUCUUUCUAAUUCUAAAAGCAAAAGACAAAAGUGAUAUGUAUAUUAUUAUCCAAUAUAUAAUUUUAAAUUUUCUAGAA
This is a messenger RNA of Raphanus sativus (radish), 1450 nucleotides long. RefSeq names its product serine/threonine-protein kinase STY13. The transcript has 5 exons. Bases 139 to 1152 code for a protein of 337 amino acids. Gene Ontology annotation, biological process: protein phosphorylation. The record is from RefSeq and is a predicted model, not a curated record. Gene Ontology annotation, molecular function: protein kinase activity; ATP binding. NCBI's taxonomy places the organism in Eukaryota, Viridiplantae, Streptophyta, Magnoliopsida, Brassicales, Brassicaceae.